AUGCUCUGCUCGGGGAUGCGGCUGGGUGAGAUUGUCAGUGAUCUUCGUAGAGGCGCUACUCUUUUUCUUCACUGUGCUAUCUUCAAUGCCACAUUUGCGCUAGUACUCGUGGUUGCGGCAAAGCCUGAGCUGGCAAACUGCAGUCAUGCAGGUCUUCCAUUCGUGCGAAGAAUUGAUGCUAUUCCGUUGUCAAACUUCGGCCGCCCUGGGUUGUCUCACGCUACAAUUGCGGGCCAUGUUCACCAUGGUACGCAAGAGGUAGAAGUAUGGAUGCAGACCUUUGCCCCUGGAAGUGGAACUCCCAUUCACAGACAUGGAUGUGAGGAGCUGUUCGUAGUCCUCAACGGUACAGGGAAGCUGCUGUUUGCACCAGAUGUCCCUGAUCUUGAUGCACAAGGCACAAUGCAGGCUCCAGAAAGGGAAAAGGAGCAAAGCAUACCAGGCUUCCCUGUUUCUAGACCCAUAGGUGCCAACAUGACCUUCAUGGUGCCUUCGAAUCAAGUCCAUCAGAUCCUGAACAGCUCUCCCGAAUGUGGCUCAGAGUCCUGCAACUUGCUGCAGCUUCUAGUCAUCAUAUCUGAACCUCCAAUCCAUGUAUAUGCCUACAACUCAUGGGAUCUUCCACAUAGGCAGGCUGUUCUCAAGUUCCCAUACCCGUGGGAUCAAGUGUGUCCUGAUGCAAUUCCUCAGUACUCCGUGCUCCGAUGA
Molecule: messenger RNA, 708 nt
Organism: Closterium sp. Yama58-4
Lineage: Eukaryota; Viridiplantae; Streptophyta; Zygnematophyceae; Desmidiales; Closteriaceae
Source: the annotation of a GenBank genome assembly